GAACAGUAGCCCAGUGAGCGACGCGCGGCUCUCAUUGUGAUUGGUUCGAGGGACAUUUUUGGGCAAGUCUCUGCAUUGUUUUGUAAAGAACUGAAAAUGGCGGCUUUCUUCGGAUGUUAAACCUGCUUCAUUACAAGAACUGGAUUGUAUACUCUCGGAAUAUAAAUUGUUAGGCGUUUUAAACAACAAAAUAGAAUUUAAUCUUUUAAAAAACGGGGGCACGGAAUUAAGUUUAGUGCUUAUUACGCGAUGUAGUUACUAGUUUUUUUUCUUUUUGAGGCUCGGAAGACUCACUUUAACCGUGAGCUGUUUAUUUUUACUUGUAUAUUGUUGUCACUAAUGUAGAUUUUAAAUGAACUGAGCAGCUUUUAAGAAGGUUCGGUGGAGCUCCAUUAUGUGUGACAACUAUCGAAUAUAUUCCAUUAAACUAUGUGGUUAGCGCGGAUUUAACCAGUGAGUUUAUGUUUGCAUUCCGUUACCUCUGAGAAUGGAUGAAUUCCAGCCCCGGUAUAGCACCAGAUUGCGAGCGGGAACCCGACGUCGUUACCACGAUGAUGGCAUUUCAGACGAGGAGAUCGAUGGAAGGAGAAUGUUUGACUUGGAAGAAAAGGUCACCAGUCAGAGGUUUGGUUCGGAGAAAAUUCAGCGCAUGGAGGGUAAAGACUUUUCUUAUGAGUAUGUUCAGAGGGGAGGCCUGAGGGAACCCAUUGUUUUUGAGAAGCCUGCAGGUCUGGGACUCAGGAUGCCCGACUUGGACUUCAGUGUCAACGAUGUAAAGCUGUUUGUAGGUAGCAGACGUAUGAUUGACGUGAUGGAUGUGAGCACCCAAAAGGGCACCGAGAUGUCCAUGGCCCAGUGGACGCGGUACUAUGAGACCCCUCCAUCCCAGAGAGAUAAACUGUAUAAUGUCAUCAGUCUGGAGUUCAGCCACACCAAGCUGGACAGCCUCGUCCAGAGACCUAACACUGUGGAUCUUAUUGACUGGGUGGACAAUAUGUGGCCUCGUCAUCUAAAAGAGAGGCAGAGAGACUCUACAAACUCCAUCAACGAUAUGCAGUAUCCCAAAGUUCAAAAGUACUGUCUGAUGAGCGUCCAGGGCUGCUACACUGACUUCCACAUUGAUUUUGGGGGCACCUCAGUCUGGUACCACAUAUUAAGGGGGAGCAAGGUGUUUUGGCUGAUCCCGCCCACCCAUCCCAACUUGGAGCUGUAUGAGAACUGGGUCUUGUCCGGGAAGCAGGGAGACAUCUUUUUGGGGGACCGGGCAUCAGAUUGUCAGAGGAUCGAGCUGAAACAGGGCUGGACCUUCAUCAUUCCGUCAGGUUGGAUUCAUGCCGUCUAUACUCCAGUGGAUUCCAUGGUGUUUGGAGGAAACUUUUUGCACAGCUUUAACAUUCCCAUGCAGCUGAACAUUUGCAGCAUCGAGGACAGAACACGGGUUCCAGUCAAGUUCCGCUAUCCCUUCUUUUAUGAAAUGUGCUGGUACGUGUUGGAACGUUACGUCUACAGCCUGACUCGGACUUCCUACCUCACACCCGAGUUUCAGAAACACUCCCUGAGCAUUGGUCUCAAGAAGAGCCCAUCUGGAUCAAGUGAACAGGAGCCGAGUGGCAGCAAGGACCAGGAAUCGUUGGGAAACAGCAAAUUUCUCUUGACUCCUUUGGAGUUGGAGGGAUUGUGGAACCUCCUGGGUAAACUAGAGACACUCCCCUCCAACAAGAAGUGCAUUCCAGCUGGGAUUCAGAAUGCGUCUGCGCUCGUUACUCACAUCAAGAUGCUGCUAAACGAACAUGCCAGUGAUGACCCUAAUUUGUCCUACACGGGAAAGCCAAUCAUCACCUGGCCAAAGAGGCCCUCGUGGUAUCAGCCCCCACCUGCUCCAUCUCCGCCCAUUCGGCCCAAACUGGCCUCUACCCCCAUCAUCCAGAGACCACAGAAGCCGGCGUCCUCCAUGUCUGUGCUGAGGCGACGCAGAGUCAGGUGUAAGCGCUGUGAGGCCUGCAUGAGGACCGAAUGUGGAGACUGCAACUUCUGCAGAGACAUGAAGAAGUUUGGAGGUCCGGGGAAGCUGAAGCAGACCUGUGUGCUGCGACAGUGUCUGUCUCCGGGCCUGCCUUUGUCUGCAGUUUGUGAGAUCUGCAAGGAGCCCAACCAGGAGGAGGCUGGAGACCCGGCCCUCACCCUGAUGGAAUGCUCCAACUGUGCACAGAUCGUCCAUCCUGCCUGCCUCACGAUCCAGGGUGAAGGAGUGGUAAACAGAGACCUGCCCAGUUGCUGGGAAUGUCCAAAGUGUGUCCAGGGGAUCACUGAGCAGGAGUGUAAGGAAGAGAGGAGCGAUGGUAUUUUAGGGAAGAGAAAAGCUUCCUCCCUGCUGGACGCUCGUAUGGCCAAGAUUUACAGACAGCAACUGCACAGCCGUGACGGCGAAGACUCGGCCAGCGACGACGACGAUGACCCAUCUCAAAGGAGGAGGAUGAUGCUGUCUACUCACGGUGGAAGCCAGUCCUCCAGAAGGGCCUUCGGAGGCUACAAGAGAGGCCUGCUGAGAGGAGGCUCCUCCCACAGAGGCGGCAGAGGAUUGGCCGGCUCCAGCAACCUCCUCAAACUCAGGAGAGGAGCAGGCGGGAGGGAGAUGGGGCGCAGGGGGAGAGGGGUGAGGCUACGAGGAGGUUCUAGGAUGCAGCGCAGAGGGGAUGAUUCCGACGAAUCCGAAGAAGAUGAUGAAGACGACGAGGAUGAUGACGAUGAAGAGGAGGAAGAAGAAGAAGAGGAGGAGGAAGAGGAAGAUGUUGACAGUGAAGAAAACAAAGAACGAGUUCACCGUCAUCACAGGAGGCGACGAAGGACGGACUAUGAGGACGACGAAGACGAUGACAGUGAAGGACAGGACUUUGAUCCGGAGGACGACGAGAUGGACACCGUGGAAGAUGAAGACAGGGACGAGGAGGGAGAUGAAGACCGCUGGGAUUCAGACCCAGAGCCGCCUGUCCUCCUCGUGUCUGACCUGAACGAUGAGCUGCUCAAUGGCUCCUACCUGACCGUCACCCUGCAGCAGCCGCACAAGACCAAGAAGCAUUCUGGUUCCAUUGUUCCAAAGCUGGAAGCAGCUCUGGGUCUGCGAACGUCGGCUGGAUCGCAGCAGAGCUUCAUACAGAGGAAAGCUGCUCUGUCGAAACCGCUGCGGCUCAGAGCGGAUAGCCCCGCCCCGAGAGGACCCGGCAGGCCCCGUCUACGUGGUCUCCAAAGAGACAAAGCCGUUUGCUCUCAGUGGGCCUCCUCUUCAGAGGAGGAGGACGCCCCGGCUCAGUCCACCCUGUCCUCCUCCUCUCUGCUAUCUCUGCCAUCAUUCAAAGACGUCGGCAGUGAGAAAGGAGGCGAGAAGGAGGUCUGGCUGUCUGUGUUCAUGUACCUGAGCAGAGCUGAGCUGCUGGCCUGCAUGACCGUCUGCAAGGCCUGGUACAAAUGGACUUGUGACAAACGCCUGUGGAACCACAUCGACGUGAGUCGCUGUAGCCCACUCAGUAACCAGGCCUUGGCCGGCAUAGUCAAACGCCAGCCGACUUCUUUGGAUCUCUCUUGGACGCCUAUGGCCAGGAGGCAGCUGAAUUGCUUGCUCACCCGGUUACCAGGUCUGCGAGAGCUGAGGCUGGCGGGUCUGCCGUGGUCCUGUCUUUCAGCUCUGGUAUCACCCACUCUUCCCCAGCUGAGACUGCUGGACCUUCGCUGGUGUGACGGGAUCAAAGAUUCUCAAAUGAAAGAAAUCAUCACGCCUCCCGGUCUGGAGUCGUCCCGGAGCAGGCUGAGGAACAUUGAGACGCUGCGACUCUCUGGCCUGGAUGUCAGCGAGUCCACACUCAGGCUGCUGCAGCGCCACACGCCCCAGCUCCAAAGGCUGGACCUGGCCCACUGCAGGGACAUAACGGACUCCUGCAUCACCAUGCUGGCAGCUGCUGGCAGCCAUAGCCGCCAUAAUCUCACCGAACUCACACUGGCAGGUUGUAACCAGCUGACUGAUGGCUGUCUGUCUUCUCUGAAGCGACUCUCCUCUCUCGUGCUGCUAGACCUCCGGGGCUGUCAGGGCGUCAGCAGGCGUGCCUGUGACGUCUUCAUCUCUGACCUGUCUCAUAUUGCCCUUUACUGCAUGAUGGAAGAGAAGCUCAUUCAGCGCCUGGACUGACGACAGCGCCAGAAAAGCAUCAAAUGCAGAGAAUGCUUCCUUUGUGGGAAGUUAACAAAGCUCAUCAUUACAGGGAAAGUAGAUGGGACUUGAUUCUGCCGCACCUGAACAGAAGUUACUUUGUCAUUGUUGUGUGUUUUUGCAUUGUGGAUCCAUGGUGGAGAAAUAAAAAUAUUUGUACGAUA
Molecule: messenger RNA, 4362 nt
Organism: Oryzias melastigma (Indian medaka)
Lineage: Eukaryota; Metazoa; Chordata; Actinopteri; Beloniformes; Adrianichthyidae
Gene: kdm2aa
Product: lysine (K)-specific demethylase 2Aa
Exons: 25
Coding region: 488-4177 (1229 amino acids)
Biological process (GO): protein demethylation; regulation of transcription by RNA polymerase II
Molecular function (GO): DNA binding; histone demethylase activity; protein binding
Source: RefSeq, a predicted model, not a curated record